Molecule: messenger RNA, 606 nt
Organism: Sclerotinia borealis F-4128
Lineage: Eukaryota; Fungi; Ascomycota; Leotiomycetes; Helotiales; Sclerotiniaceae
Source: the annotation of a GenBank genome assembly
AUGGCAUCCCAAGUAAUAAUCCGCCAUGCAUGUCGCGAAGAUAUCCCUGGCAUCCUCACCCUAAUCCAAGAACUCGCCGCCUACGAACACGAAAGUGAAUCCGUUCAAGCCACCGCUGAAUCCCUCUCCAAAACCCUCGCCUUUGCACCUUCGGGCCUUGUAUCUCCUACCAACACCAACACCAACACCACCCCACAAUCUACCUUUACCUCUACCGGCGACGCCAUAUCACCCACGCGACCCGCACGCUGUCUUCUCGUCUUUGCUCCGUCGACCAAUUCGUCGUUUAGGAACGAACCGGUUGGAAUGGCGCUUUAUUUCUACAACUACAGUACAUGGCGCGCGAGUGCGGGCAUUUAUCUAGAGGAUUUAUAUGUACGAGAGAGUGAGAGGGGAAAGGGGUAUGGGAGGAAAUUGUUGUCGAUACUGGCUAAGGAGGUGGUGGAGAUGGAGGGGGCACGAUUGGAGUGGAGUGUGCUGAAGUGGAAUGAGCCGAGUAUUAAGUAUUAUGAGGGGCCGAGUGUGGGUGCGAAGGCUAUGGAUGGGUGGCAGACGAUGAGGGUGGAUGGAGAGGCUUUGGUGAAGUUGGCACGGAAUGCAGAGUAG